Messenger RNA from Cordyceps militaris CM01, 1644 nucleotides. RefSeq names its product DUF1237 domain protein. The coding region runs from base 1 to 1644 and encodes 547 amino acids. The transcript is spliced from 3 exons. NCBI's taxonomy places the organism in Eukaryota, Fungi, Ascomycota, Sordariomycetes, Hypocreales, Cordycipitaceae. The record is from RefSeq and is a predicted model, not a curated record. Gene Ontology annotation, biological process: carbohydrate metabolic process.
AUGGCUGCGCGGUGGCUCGCCGGUUUGCUGGUCGCCGUUAUUGCAAUUCGUGUCGACGCCGCCGACAAGCAAAAACAAGCGCCCCUUAAUAAGGCGGCCUGUCCCAACUAUGCCAGCUACGCCACCUUUCCACAUCGCCCUCUGAGCACCGGCAAGCUGCAGCUGCCCUUCCAACGACCAACCGCCGAAUGCCGUACGUUUCACUCGGAUGCCAUUGAGGCUGUCAUCCACGAUGUCACCUCACGCAUGACGGACGCGGACCUGGCCCGGCUCUUCGAAAACGCCUUUCCCUCGACCACGGACACGACGGUCAAGUUCCACAGUAAGGAAAAAGACCAGGCUUUCGUCCGACUGACGGGCUCGGACUGGGCCGCCGACGAGGACGCCUGGCACGGGCCGCAGAGCUUCGUCAUCACCGGCGACAUUAUUGCCGAGUGGCUGCGUGACUCGACCAACCAGCUACGCCCGUACCAGGAGCUCGCCGCCCAGGACCCGGCCCUCUUUACUCUCAUACUCGGCGCCAUCAACACCCAGUCUGAGUACGUCAUUGCCGCACCGUACUGCAACGCCUUUCAGCCGCCGCCCAUCAGCGACCUGCCCGUCACGGCCAACGGCCAGGAGGACGUUGUCUACCCGGCCUAUGAGCCUAGCGCCGUUUUCGAGUGCAAGUACGAGCUCGACUCGCUCGCACACUUUCUAAAGCUUGGCAACGACUUUUACGAACACACGGGCUCGACCGAAUUUGUCACCAACCGGUGGCUGUUGGCGGUCGCGGCCGUCCUCGGCGUCCUGCGGGAGCAGUCGCAGCCGACAUUUGACAACGACGGCAAGUAUGUGCGCAACAGGUACACCUUUCAGCGCACGACCAAUACGGGCACCGAGACCCUCAACCUGGCCGGCGUGGGCAACCCCCUCAACGACGGCACCGGCCUCGUGCGCUCCGCGUUUCGCCCCAGCGACGACGCCACGAUUCUCGGCUUCUUCAUCCCGGCCAACGCCAUGAUGUCGGUGGAACUGGGACGUGCUGCGGCGAUGCUGAGCAAGAGUGGCAAGGGCGCCAAGGUUGGAGCGGAACUGGACAACUGGAGUAAGACGAUGCGCAAAGGUGUCAUGGAGCACGGCAUCGUUGAGCACAAGACCUUUGGCAAGGUCUUUGCGUACGAGGUGGAUGGCUUUGGCUCGUCCAUCAUCAUGGAUGAUGCGAACUACCCUUCGCUACUGGCUUUGCCUCUGAUGGGCUUUGUCGAGGUCAACGACACUGUUUACCAGAAUACACGCAAGAUGCUUCUGACCAAAAAAGGAAACCCAUACUACCUUACAGGAAAGAAGUUUAAGGGUAUUGGAGGCCCCCAUAUCGGCUUGAAGAAUGCCUGGCCCAUGAGCUUGCUGGUCCAAGCCCAGACAUCCGACGACGACGAAGAGAUUAUGGAGUGCAUCAACAUGGUCCUGAGCGCGUCUCCUAAAGGCCUUGUCCACGAAAGUGUCGACGUCAACUACAUUGCCCAAUACACGCGGAGCUGGUUUGCUUGGGCCAACGGCGUCUUUGCCGUCACCAUUCUCGACUUGGCCAAGCGCAAACCACACCUCAUCUUUGGACCUGGUGCAGAGCCCUACCAUAUCGGUACAGCUUCAGGAAAAGCAUAA